This is a messenger RNA of Dibothriocephalus latus, 522 nucleotides long. The record is from the annotation of a GenBank genome assembly. Lineage: Eukaryota; Metazoa; Platyhelminthes; Cestoda; Diphyllobothriidea; Diphyllobothriidae.
AUGAUGGAGAAGUACUCUACAGACCUGGAGGAACAAGUCAGUGCACGUACCGCAGAGCUGGAGUCGGAGAAACGUAAAAAGGAAUAUCUCAUAGCUCGACUCCUUCCACCUGUGGUGGCUGAAUCACUGAAGUCUGGAAAUUCGGUUGCACCCGAAACCUUCGACGAGGUGUCCAUCUACUUUAGCGACAUUGUCGGAUUCACGACCAUCUCAGCUCUCUCAACUCCACUGCAAGUGGUUGGUCUGCUGAAUGACCUCUACACAAUGUUUGAUGCAACCAUUGAUAACUACGACGUCUACAAAGUGGAAACCAUUGGAGACGCCUACAUGGUUGCCUCGGGGCUGCCCAUACGAAAUGGUAGACGUCACGCCGGAGAAAUAGCCCUGAUGUCCUUGGAUUUGCUCAGUGGCUGCGGCACCUUCAAAAUUCGACAUAUGCCGAACGUGCCCCUUCGACUUCGCAUUGGGCUGCACACAGGUUUGCUAAUAGAUGAUUUCUUCUCCAUUGUCGAGAGAUAUUGA